Molecule: messenger RNA, 976 nt
Organism: Fopius arisanus
Lineage: Eukaryota; Metazoa; Arthropoda; Insecta; Hymenoptera; Braconidae
Gene: Rrp4
Product: exosome complex component Rrp4
Exons: 3
Coding region: 21-908 (295 amino acids)
Biological process (GO): TRAMP-dependent tRNA surveillance pathway; poly(A)-dependent snoRNA 3'-end processing; nuclear polyadenylation-dependent rRNA catabolic process
Cellular component (GO): nuclear exosome (RNase complex); cytoplasmic exosome (RNase complex)
Molecular function (GO): RNA binding
Source: RefSeq, a predicted model, not a curated record
UAUAAAUAAAUUAGAUAAAAAUGGUUGAAUAUCCUGGAAUUUCGGUGAGACUGGCAGUAGAUCGUACGGAUACGAAUUUUAUUCCUCCAGUGGAGAUUCCAACGAAAUUUUAUACUCCAGGGGAAGAGGUCUCGGAUCAAGUUGAUUAUCUGAGAGGUCACGGGACGUACGUAGACGAUGACGAGUGUUUGAGAGCAUCUGUUGCCGGUGUCCUGGAAAAGGUCAACAAACUCAUCUCAAUCAGACCCCUGAAAACCCGAUAUCAAGGUGAAAUCGGUGAUGUCAUCAUCGGGAGGAUAACAGAGGUCCAGCAGAGCCGGUGGAAAGUUGAUACCAAUUCGAAAAUGGAUUCUACUCUUCUGCUGUCAAGUGUCAAUCUGCCAGGAGGUGAAUUGAGAAGACGAUCAGCAGAGGACGAGCAGACAAUGCGCAAAUAUCUUCAGGAAGGGGAUCUAAUCUGCGCCGAAGUCCAGAGCACCUACGCAGAUGGUUCUCUAUCUCUUCACACACGUGUUCUCAAAUACGGUAAAUUGUCCCAGGGGAUGAUGAUCAAGGUACCUCCAGCCUUGAUUAAACGAAAAAAAACUCACUUCCAUCAUCUGCCGAAUGGGGCGACUCUCAUUCUGGGGAACAACGGAUACGUCUGGAUUGGCGCCAGUUCCCAGAGCACUGAUCGUUCUGAGGGUGGAUUUACCCAGGAUUUGACUAGAGUCUCUCCCGAGGACAGGGAAAUAUGUGCGAGAUUACGAAAUUGCGUAUUGAUACUCUCUCAUUGUAACAUCUACCUCACCGAUACUUCUGUGACAUACGCCUAUGAAGAAUCCAGUAAAUACAAAUGCAGUGAAUUAUUGCAACCGGAAGCUAUCAUCGACGUGGCUCUCCUGACUCAUCACAGAUUGAGUCAAUAGUAAUAAUUUUUUUAACGCCUUAUCAGCGAAUAUUUUUUUUAUUCUACCUGUAUAAAAAAAAUUAAUUC